AGAUGAUUUAGGCAAUUUAGCAAUGGCGAUUAUUUUAACAGUGUGACGACGUAUUUUUCCAUUGUCGCUAAACAUUAUGGGGGCCUUUUCAAGUCACGGAAGGCCCAGCUGCAGCAGCUGCAGAGAACUUCUAGAAGAGCGCUACUAACUGGAAAUAUGUUGCCGUCACGCAGUUCAGCGGAAACACACUCAGCCUUCAGCUGUUAUGAUGGAGCGCUAUGUUGAGAAAAGGCUGCAGUCGCUUGAGGUCAUCUUUCUUCCCACCCUGCCUGACUGUCUACUUGUUAUGCACUGCAAGUCUCCUGAGCACGGGAUUGAAAUGUGCACAAGGGCUGCAGGUGACGUCCACGGGUCCGCAGACCAUCCAGAAGGCUGAGGGAGAGAGCGUGACUUUGGGUUGCACCUACACACUGAGCCCUUUGGACACUGGGGAACUUGACAUUGAAUGGUCUGUGGUCAGUCCAGACACAACGCAGAAAGAUCAGAUGCUCAUGUCCUACAGUAGCGGGACCAAAUACAUCCACGGUAACAACGCUCUUGCAAAAGGGCUCAGCUUUGCGGCUCCUGACCCCUCAUUGGGUGACGCUUCGAUCUCAAUUACCCUGCUGUCACUGGCUCACAGCGCUACCUACCAGUGCAAAGUGAAGAAAUCACCUGGAGUCGACAUGCACAAGGUGUCCCUGGUGGUGAUGGCGAAGCCGUCUGUGCCUAAGUGCUGGGUGGAGGGAGGGGAGCUGGUCGGCGAGGCUGUGUCUCUGCACUGCAAGUCUGCAGAAGGCUCCACUCCCUUAAAAUACACGUGGACCAGAAGAAGUGCAGGCCCCAUCCCUGCUGCAGCCACACAGAACAGCAUCACUGGGGAGCUGAAGAUCACCAACCACUCGCAGAGCUUUGCAGGAUUCUUCCUCUGUGAGGUGACCAACGCUGUAGGAGCCGAGCGAUGCACCGUCAACCUGAAAGCAAACAAGCCUCCAAACAGAGCAGCGAUGAUAGUGGGCACCACUGUGGGUUCUCUGCUCCUCAUCUUCAUCCUCCUGGUCUUCAUCGGGCUUCUAUACUGGAAGCUGAGCAGCAGACAUCGCUAUGAGAAGGAGUUCUCCAACGACAUCAGGGAAGACGUGCCGCCUCCUGACAGCCGCCCGGUCAGUCGCAUCACCAGCCGCAGCACCAGCCGGCACCCGCAGCUUCCUUACUGUCAGGUGGGCGGGACUGAGGGGAGCUCUUUCAGUGACGGACACACACACAUCCCCUCCAGCAACAGCAAUGGACACACACCGGUCAAAUACACGGCAGUGGAAUAUGACAGCACGUACGGAUACGCAGUGUGACAAUCAGCAGAGCGGAAAAUGAGAAGCAUUUAGCUCUCAUUGUUAUGUUUAAUGGACACUUUGGACACUUAAAACUGAAAAUCUGGAGCAGCGAGAGUCUUACAUGGAGUCUAAUUAAUUGAAUUCUUGGCUAAGCUUUGUGAUGAUUUUAUAACAUUGUUCGUGUUAAUUACUUGAAUGUAGCAUUAUCAUCUUUUACUCAUAUGCAGAUAAAUUUGACUGUAUAGAAUUUCAAACUUGUGCAUAAAAAGAAAGUUAUCAAAAAUA
Messenger RNA from Centropristis striata (black sea bass), 1595 nucleotides. Its product is annotated as coxsackievirus and adenovirus receptor homolog. The record is from RefSeq and is a predicted model, not a curated record. The transcript is spliced from 8 exons. NCBI's taxonomy places the organism in Eukaryota, Metazoa, Chordata, Actinopteri, Perciformes, Serranidae. Bases 219 to 1328 code for a protein of 369 amino acids.